Chaetomium strumarium is the source of this 2340-nucleotide messenger RNA. RefSeq lists its product as uncharacterized. The coding region runs from base 1 to 2340 and encodes 779 amino acids. The record is from RefSeq and is a predicted model, not a curated record. The transcript is spliced from 2 exons. Lineage: Eukaryota; Fungi; Ascomycota; Sordariomycetes; Sordariales; Chaetomiaceae.
AUGCUGGGCCUGUGGUCAAUGGCAGCCCAGCUGAGGGCCUGCCACUGCCGGGCGUGCCUACGGGGAGCAAACUCGGCCGCGCGGCGAGCGACGACGAGCGCGAGGAGCAACCCACGACGGCGCAAGCUCUUAGCCAGCGAUGUCUUCACGGCAUGCUAUUCCGCCAUCAUGGCCACCGCCGCCGUUAUCGACGCCGGCAGGAAGGACAAGCGCAGGCGCGAGCUCGAUCGCGAGCUCGCCGAGGCCAGGAGCAGCUUGGCCACCCUGCUGGAGGAGUCGCAAUCCCGAGACCUGGCAAAGGUUAUCACGUCCGCAUACCCUAGUCUCCCGGACUCGUCGCCGCUGGAGAAGCUGGCUGUUAUAAAGGACAUCUGCAAGCUCGAGCCGGACCAUCUGAGGAGGCUGAACGCGACCCGCAAGUCCAGAUUCAAGACAAGAAACGAUUUGCGCAAAAUGUUCGGCCUGCCUGGCUGGAAAAUUCUAGAGUACGGCAUAGAGCAUUCGACCCUGUCCAGGUGCGACGAGGUCAUGGAUGCAGAGGCGAAGGAUCUCAGCCUCGUGCACCAGGAGGCAAUCGACGAGGAAGGACUAGCAAAGGUCACGGGCAUGAUCGCGGACCUAACGGAUCGGCUCCUGACAGAUGCCUACUGGGUCUCAGAGGCCGAAGUGCCCGGAGCACACCCCGCGCUUGAGAGCCCAGAUUCGGCCAGGACCAUGAUCCGUCUGGUGAGGUCCAGUGGCUAUCCUUCCUACACCCACCCGCACGUGGACCCGAUGGAGACGAUCGAACAAAGAGCUCGUUUGAACGAGCUGAAUGUGAAGAUCAUGGCGGAUUGGGCGCGGCCCCGCCGGGAACACUACGUAGCCAAGAUCUGCUACAAUCUCCUUGUCUGCGGUGUGCCUCCGGGCAUUCAGAAUGUCAACGCGCUCAUCCUCGGCUUCUCGCUACUCUGCGAGCACAAGCUUGCGGACGCUGUGGUGGAAUACUUCCAUUCGAGCUCAAUGAGACCGACAGAAGCAACAUUCCUGUGCUUACUGCAUCACUACCGCAUGAAGAAGGACAUCGUCCGCUUCCAUGACCUUGUUCGCCGUCUCUUCGCUUACGACUCUGCCGGCAUAGGGCUGAUGCGAAGAACGGCCGACGACGUAGCGCGGGAUCCCAGUCUCCGGGCCUGGGCCAAAACAGCUGACGUCAGGUUUGUCGACGGUCACUACGUCGAGCGGGCGCCGCUCACGCGGAACCUCGCGGAGGCCAUGAUGGAAGGCUUGAUAGAUUUCGAUCUAUUGCACGAAGCCGCCAGGCUCUUUUCGGUCUGCCUGGCUGAGAAAUGGACGGUCAGCAAAGACCUGAUGUGGAAGCUAUUCCACUCGUGUCUCACCUUCCUGGAUACGGCGUCGGCUAGGGUGAUCGUUGGGGGAUUGCUCAACAACAUCGACCAAGCAUCAUCGCUUCUGCUCGGUCCGAACGCCAUCGGUCCCGGACUGGUCAGGCAGCUGCGCCAUCUGCUCAACAUGUGGCAGGCGACGACGCUCCUUCCCGACGUUACUGCUGAUGACGGGGCAAACGACGUAUGCCAGACUUAUAACGCCAGAAGGCGAGCCGAAGAAUCGAAUCUUGAUCGCCUUGUAACAGCGAUUUGGACGAAAGAGACGUGGCACCACGCCACCCACACCACUUUGUGGCUUAAGCAGGCCACGAGAAGACUCUCCGCAGACGGGCCGCUGAGCGAGAGGCUUGACAAAGCGCAUUCUGCUCUUGACAUCGCGGUCAACCGCCCGAAAGAAAAAAUGUUCAAGGCGGAACGCAUCCAACGGGUAGCUCGAUUAGAGUGGCUGAGGACCGAAGCCAACGAGUCGCAAAAGAAGAUCCUUGACUUCGAGGCAGCCAUCUGCAGCAUCCUGGCCGAGCAGGCCCCGCGGGAGUUACGAGACGCGCGGUUGUUGUUCAACCCGGAUCUGUCCUUCAAGACACGGACUGCCCUGGCCCUGGCGAUUGGCACGCCGGGAACGGUGCAUCACGAGGCGGCAAUGUGCUUCGCCAGGAGCAGGGAGAUCGACUGGCAGCUGAAGGAGGCUUUGUUGCAGGCUCUCCCACUCGCGCUCGCCCAAGACCUCUUGGAGACGCGGAACACCUCAGGAGACGUCCCGCUAGGCAGGAUUUUGGCUCGCUUCGAACAGUACCUGGCUGAGUUCAAGGUUGAUGAGGACAAGGAGGCGAGGACGUCGCCCUUGGCCCGACUUCUCUCGGGCCUCUCGUUAUUGCCGGGGUCAUCGGGGUCAUCUGCGGCGAGUCAAGGCACCUACUGCAGCGUGAGGUUGAUGGUGGUGGACGCAGACUAG